GACAAGGUGGUGAUUAUACUGAUUUUAAGCAUAUUGUGUUUGCACCAGCAAAGGGUAAUCAAUAUGCAGCAACUGGUUUUCCUUCUGUGAGUGAUGCUGUUGCUACUGGUAAUUCAAGAGAAAUCGAUAGUCAAGUAGCAAUAGCAACGUAUUUUGUGCGUGGUGCUCUAUCGACAUUGAAGGAGUUUGAUAAUUUUUUUUCUUAA
Rotaria socialis is the source of this 206-nucleotide messenger RNA. The record is from the annotation of a GenBank genome assembly. Lineage: Eukaryota; Metazoa; Rotifera; Eurotatoria; Philodinida; Philodinidae.